Molecule: messenger RNA, 3692 nt
Organism: Chlamydomonas reinhardtii
Lineage: Eukaryota; Viridiplantae; Chlorophyta; Chlorophyceae; Chlamydomonadales; Chlamydomonadaceae
Exons: 4
Coding region: 422-2674 (750 amino acids)
Biological process (GO): regulation of DNA-templated transcription
Molecular function (GO): DNA-binding transcription factor activity
Source: RefSeq, a predicted model, not a curated record
CCAGAAGUCCCCCAGAGCCUUGAGCUAAGCAUUGCUCAGCGCAAGCCCGGCAGCUGCGUCGCGCGGCCCUGUGACCUCGCACGUCAUCGACGCCUCGGCCGCGCGGCUGCCUCCGACCCAGCGACAGCGCUUGUUGGCCGGCAUUUGCCCUGCGCAUCUGCCGCUUGCUUUCCAGUACAUCGUCGCUGCAGUGCAUAUAGUCAGUGCGCGGACGACCGGGCUUGUGAGCUGCCGGCUACAUCACGCGGUGACUCGCGCAAGCCCCAGCGUGACUCGCGCAGUGCCGCAGCUGCUUGGGUCAGUCCUAGCCGCAAGACUUGCGGAGCGCUCGCGCUCUUGUGGCGGUGGCGGGCCCAAACCAGGGCGCCUCCGUAAACGUGAGCCCGCAGUGCCUGCAGUGCCGUCCUCCCAGCUAGCAGAAAUGCAGCGACAGCUCUCAGAGGAGGCGGCCGCCGCCGCAGCAGCCGUCGUCCCAGCCGCGGCGCUGCCGCUGGGGGCGCGGCUGCGAGCCGCGGCCGCCGCCGACUCAGUCGCGGCGGCGGCGGUGGCGGAGAGUCGAAUGCCGGCCGGCCGACGCAGCCUGUCGGGGGCGGCGCCGGCGGCAGCGGCAGCAGAGGUGGCGCUGGGCCCGGCGGCUAUGGACGUGUGCGCGGAUCGCGGAGGUGGCGAAGCCGGCGGCAGUAGCGGCAGCUGCUGGCAGGAUGAAGGGUGCGCGGUUGAGGCUGCACCGCCGCUGUCAGCGGGUGUACGGGAGACCGUGCUGCCCCCGGUGUUUGGGGCCGCCGCCGCCACGGCUGCAGCCGCCGCCGCUGCUGCGGCCGAGGCGGCGGCGUCCGGGGCUGUAGCAGCGGCUGCUGCAGCCUCUGCUGCUGCCCUGCGCGCUGAGCCCGCCUACGCCCUGCCGUCGCCGCCGGGGUGGCGCGGCCUCAGCAGCAGCGCCAGCAGGGCUGCUCUUGCAGCCGCCGCCAGCGAUCGUCCAGAGCCCGAUACCGCCGCCGCCAGCGGCGGCCAGGGCUGCCGCCACCGCCGCCAGUGGGCAUCCACGCCGCCGCCGCCGCCGCCGUCUCCGGCGUCGCACAUCCACGCGCACCAACCCAAUGCGUGCUGCAGCCCUAGCGCCGCCAACUCCGGCUCCGGAAGCGACGCUGCACCCGCGGCCCCUACAGCUACAGCUACGGGCUUCAAGCGCAGCCGCUCGGCUGCUACUGCCAUAGCUGCUACUGCUGCUGCCGCUGCCCGGCGGCCCAUGUACACUGAUGAGGAUCACGACGACAGUGACAUCGGCGACGAGGAUGCCGCUGCUACUGCCGCUGCUGCUGCUGCCGACGGCGGCGCCGCCGCUGGAGGUGCUACAGCCGGCGGCGGCGCCGGCGACCCGCGCGACACGCGGCGCGAGCGCAACCGCCUGGCUGCCAAGCGCUGUCGCGAGCGCAAGACGGCGCACCUGGCGGCGUUGGAGUCGGCGCUGGCGAAGCAGGUGGCGGCGAACAAGGACCUGGCCCGCCACGUGGACCAGGUGGUGGCUCUGUACCGCCAGGAGCACUCGCUGCGCUCCGCUGCCAGCACACUGCUGCACGCCCUCGCAUACGCCCUCACCGAGCCGCAGCUACAGUCGCAGCCGCAGCCGCAGCUACAGCCGCAGCUACAGCCUCUGGUUGGUGCUGGUGCUGGCGCUGCAUCGCCGGUGCCGGCGCCGCCGCGGCUGGGCAGCAGUCAUAGCGCCGGUAGCACCGGCACCGCCAGCGCCAGCAGUGCCCUGCCACGGGCGCCGUCCUCUCCACUCGCCGACGCCGCCGGAGCUGCACCCACCGACCCACACACCGCCGCGGCAGGCGCUGCCGCGGCGGCCCCGCAGCUGCCGCCGCCCCCGCUGCCGCUGCUGCUGCUGGGGUGUGGGCGCAAGGGACUUGCGGAAGUGGUGGCGGAGCUGGAGGCGGGCCUGGUGUCACAGCCGCAAGUGGAGGCGUACGCACGGGAGCUCCGGGCUCUACGCCUGGCGCCAGUGGGGGCACCACACGGCAAGCCCUGCACGGCGCCGCCGCCACCGCACGCCGCCGCCGCUGCUGCCGCGGCCACCGUGCCGGCCCCGGCGCCGGCGGCUGCAGCCGUCAUCCAUGCACCUACUGCUACUGCCACUGCCGCCGGCGAGCCAACCGGCGGCGCGGGGGGUAUGUCACCGGAGGGUCCCGACAGCGGUUGCUUCGCGCCGCCAACCGCAGCCUUGGCGGUACGUGGCAGUAGCAGUACUGACGGCGGUGGCGGCGCGAGCGGCAGUAGCACCGGUGGCAACGGUGGCGGCAGUGGCAUUGCCAGCGGUCUUGAUCUUCAGCUGGAGCUGCUGCGGCUGCUGCAGUCAAGCUCACUGCUGCUGCUACAGCCUGCUUCUGCGGCAGCUGCUACUGCCGCUGCCGUGCCCGUUUCCAGCCCAUCAGACGCGCUACAGCCGGGCGGCCUCGACGGAGGAGGAAGUCCGGGCCAGUUGGAAGCACAGCUGCUACUGCUGCUACAGCGUGAGGCCGUCGCCACGCUGGCGCCGCCGCCGCCCACCCCGCAGCAGCCGGCAAGGGGCGCACAGCCGCAACCGCAGUUGCAGCCGCAGACACAGCUGCCGUCAUCAACACCCUCGGCCUUGCAGUUUGUGGCGCUCACGAAGCGGGAACCGUCCUCCAACUAAUAGACGGGCGAGACAGCCGUGCGUUUAUCGCCGAGUUGGGCAAUGAUUACGGUAUUUGGAGUUCCCUCUUCCUUUCUGUGGGUGCCUGGUGUUGCUUGGGAGAUGUUUCCUUUCCUGUGGGUGUCUGGUGUUGUCUGAGAGAUGUCUUUAAACUUCAAACAGCAAGUGAUCGGUUCCACACGCGCACAUCAGUAGCGCUCAGAAUACUGCAAGUAGUCGUCCACGUGGUGGCGCAUACCCCGUGCUUUUGCUGCCUCCAAACCUACUUGACGGGCGCCGCACACGUGUCCAACAGUGGUACGGCAUAGGACGGGACGGCGGGAUGGUGCAAACCAGGGCGUGGCCAAGUCAGGCCAUGCAAACAUGAGUACGGUAUGCGGCUGCUCAUGGGCGCAUGAGAGCUACGAAUAAGUAAGGGCCACGGCGAAAUAGCGCCACGGCUUCGUGCGUGGCGUGAUAUAGCCGCGGGUUGAGACAGGGAAUGUCGGACCACAAAAGAAGGGACUUACGUGGAUAACAUGGUGAAGCGCCCCCCCCCAUAAAAUGAGGGCAGUUCCCGAGAGGUCAAAUGCCCCAUGAUGUUGCGGACACAUGCUGUAGAUGUGCGUGAGUGAAUGCUGGACCCGGGAUGUCAUGAAGGAUGAAAUGAAUGGAAUGUGAUGAAACGGAACGGAGAUAACAGUUGCAUGUGAUGGAGUUAGAGCAUGGAGAAAUAUGCGGGACGCGAGAAGAAUAACAUUGGGUCUGAGGCAGAAGUUGAGGCAGUGAGGUAAACAGCCGUGAAACGCGUGAAUAGGGGUAUCAAGCCAGGCAAAGAGGCUUUGAGGCUGCGAGCACGACCACGCACAACAACGUCCCCGCUGGACCAGGACACAUGCACGCGCGCAUCAACGAGGUAUCACCAUGUGGGUCACAAGCGUCCAUUAGGCGCAGCCAUGUGUGGGAGCAUCGACAUAGUGAUGUGCAUGUGGGAGUGCAAUAUGAACUUCUGGGGUUGCAGGAGAGAGGGUUGAGGCAC